This is a messenger RNA of Megachile rotundata (alfalfa leafcutting bee), 5637 nucleotides long. It is a transcript of the gene Adar, whose product is annotated as adenosine deaminase acting on RNA. The record is from RefSeq and is a predicted model, not a curated record. Gene Ontology annotation, biological process: RNA processing; adenosine to inosine editing. Gene Ontology annotation, cellular component: nucleolus; cytoplasm. Gene Ontology annotation, molecular function: double-stranded RNA binding; double-stranded RNA adenosine deaminase activity; tRNA-specific adenosine deaminase activity. NCBI's taxonomy places the organism in Eukaryota, Metazoa, Arthropoda, Insecta, Hymenoptera, Megachilidae.
UCUUCGAUACGUCAUCGAAGGUGGACCAUCGUACGCAUAAAAUAUACAUCGAUACUACGUUUCACGAUUCUUCAGCAAUAAUCUGCAUAUUUUUUACAAUUAAGCUAAUUAGUUUAAAGUAACCCCGUACUGGAUGUAAUAAAUUAACUCGGACUAUUAAUUACGCGAUAAGGAAACAGAAAUCUCGUUCAUAACUGUACGUCGUCGAGUCAACAUUGCUUUAGUUUUCUUGUCAGUAACGUUUACGAAAAGGAAGAAUCGUCAUGACCGAAUGCAACGACGAGUUGUUCAAGUGUUGCAAUCCGUAUCACAAGAAUGUUCGAAACUUUCGCAAGCAAGUUCGAUACAAGAUGAAGAAAAUAGUGGAAGGCAAGGCGCAGUUAAAAGAUAAUUUGUGCAAGGUUUGUCAGUGGAUAAUCGUGAAGAACGACGACAUUUAUAAUAUUGAUGACAUAUUAAAUCAUAACGCCGAUACGUAUGGCUGUUCGAUGGAACAGAAGUGUUCUAUCGAUAAAUCGCGAAUGACUGCCAAGGCCAGUGGCAUGAUAUGCGUGGAGAAAACAACGAACACGUGUUUUGUAAUGAAUACGCGGAAACGCAUUACUUCCUGUCAGACGGAGAACGCAUUAUUGACAUGGUUGAAGAAGUGCGCAGAUAUCUCGCCAUUAUGUUUUACUGCGUUUGAUAGUAAAUCGGCUCGGUUGAAAAGAAUUAAUAAAGACUGCAACACAUCCAUGAUCUGUACCACUACCACCACUGCAUCUCCUACAGAGGGAUUGCAGGAAACACACUUGACAGGGAUGGAGCAACGAAAUGUCUUAAGGCCCAUACUGAAAAGGUCUCUGGAAUCGGAUUCCGAAGGUGUCACCAGUGUAAAAAAACGUCACAAGAACCCACAGCCAAAGAACGCGGUAUGCGCGUUGAACGAAUUAAAAACCGGUGCCGUAUAUAAAGUAGUGGAACAGACAGGUCCUACUCAUGCUCCAAUAUUUACGAUAGCCGUACAGAUCGAUGGACAAACGUACGAGGGCAAAGGUCGUACUAAAAAAAUGGCAAAACACGCUGCCGCUGAGCUCGCUUUGCGAAACAUUAUUCAAUUCAGAAAUACACCGGAAGUUCAUCAAGCGAUCAACACUUGCCAACCUUCGAUACCCCUCGAACCAGAUUUUACGAGCGACGUUACGGAACGAGAUAAUCAUCUAGUCAACGCUUUUAAGACUCUAACACAAGAGCCAAAAAGUACAAGCAAAUUUUUAGAAAAAGGACCUGUAGCGCUCAUUAAUGAAUUGUAUCCGGGUGUUGUGUACAAAUGCGUAUCGGAUAACGGAGAAAGUUAUGCAAAAUUUACAAUAUCGGUGACCAUCGACGGAGAAACGUUCGAAGGAACUGGGCCAAGUAAAAAGCUAGCUAAAGCUGCCGCCAGUAAAGCGGCAUUAGCUAAAUUGAGGAACGUUCAUAGUUCUUCGUUCUGCAUACCGCUUCCUGUACGCGUCUUACCAAAUUUUUCAAACAGUGGUGGGCACUGGCAAGAACAGAUGUCGUUACCUCAAAUGUUAGCCGACAAGAUUGGUAAGAUGGUGAAUCAAAAGUUCAGUGAACUUAUUCAGUCUAAGCCGCAGCACGCUCGACGUAAGGUUUUGGCAGGUAUUGUCCAGACAAAAGGUUCGGAAGCGGAAUUGAUAUGCGUAACGACCGGUACCAAGUGCGUUUCCGGAGAACACUUGAGCGUCAGCGGUGGUGCAUUAAACGAUUGCCACGCGGAAGUAGUAGCAAGGAGAUGUUUAUGCGAAUAUUUAUAUAAACAGUUAGAACUUCACGCGGAAGAUCGCCCGACGGAAUCGAUUUUAGAACGCAUGAAAAAGGGGUUCAAACUGAGGCAAGGCAUUCAAUUCCAUUUAUACAUAAAUACCGCUCCAUGCGGUGAUGCCAGGAUUUUUUCGCCUCACGAGGAAAACGAGUCCGUCGACAAACAUCCGAAUAGGAGAGCCAGAGGUCAAUUGAGAACCAAAAUAGAAUCUGGAGAGGGCACGAUACCGGUGAAAAGCAGCGAAGGUAUCCAAACGUGGGACGGCGUACUCAUGGGCCAAAGACUGCUGACGAUGUCGUGUUCGGACAAAAUAGCUCGGUGGAACGUUCUUGGUGUGCAAGGUGCACUUCUAAGCCACUUCAUCGAGCCAAUUUACUUCCACAGCAUCGUUCUUGGCAGUCUAUUGAACCCAAGUCAUAUGUAUAGAGCUGUGUGCGGCCGUAUCGAAAAUACGAUUCAAGGUCUACCACCACCAUACAGACUUAACAAACCGCUAAUGAGCCUUAUCACGUCUUCCGAAGUGAGACAACCCGGGAAAGCGCCUAAUUACAGCGUUAAUUGGACAAUCGGUCAAACCGAAGCCGAAGUGAUAAAUUGUACGACGGGAAAGGACGAGUUGGGCAAGCCAUCCAGAAUAUCGAAGCAAGGGCUCUUCAGAAGGUUUUACAAUUUACUCGGUAAACUGGAAACUAUCGACGACGCUGACAAGAAUCAGUGCCGUCAUUAUUUAGAGGCGAAAUCAUCCGUACAAAAUUAUUCGCUUGCCAAGCAUCAGUUGAAGGAAGCUUUUGUAAAGGCACAUCUUGGGAGUUGGGUUAAAAAACCAAUCGAACAAGAUAUGUUUGAGGUUGAUAUCUGACUAAGUCAGAGUAACGAUAAGAUCUCGCCAGACGAGACAGACUAUCGGGUGGCAGAUUACGUAGUUCCUACUGCAAACUAGAUCGCUCGUUCAGCGUGUUAUGAUAUGGCAGAAUGCGGCAUCAGUAAAGCAUAAAUCGUAGGAUCUCACAUGCAGGUCUGCUACUGCUGUUGUUUGACUUUGCAUCGAGUGCGAUCUUGUCGUAUAUACAUCGUGUUCAGAGUGUAUAAAAAGAAAAAAGACAAGUCCCUUCCUAUUUUCAGGAGGAUAUUUUGUCUUCGAGCCGUCGAAGGUUUUACGAUUCGAUAGUUGCUCAGUUUUAAAUAUAGGACUUAAACGUAACACUUUCGAUACUUCGAAUUUUAAUCUUAAUCUAUCAUAGUACGACGUCAAUUUCGACCAUUUUUUUUAUAGAACUAGUCGCGACUGUGAAUACGAAAGAAAGAACGGGAUAGAUCUUUUCGUUUCCUAAGCAACACGUAGCGAAUACGUCAACUUACGUUUGCUUCUAUCGUUAUCGGAAUCGACAAAUUUUUACCACGAAUUAAUUCGAUACAUAUCCAUCGGUCGAUCUUACUAUCAAAACAAAUUCUCGUAGUAAUAUUUUAACGUAAAAUACCCUGAUGUGUAUCAAGUUGCUCGUACAAGAGAAGAUUAAAAUCGAAAUAACGCGUCGAGAUUUGCCUCGUGCCUGCAGUAUUUUUUCCUAAGCUAAUUUAGAUAUAAUAGCAACGAUAACAACGCGCGUCAAGUUACAUCCCUAAAGGCUGUGACACCGAGUAUAUUAGAAUUGGCGUGCAAAAUUAUGAUACGCGUACUUCGCUGCGAAGCUCGACGAAAAGUGAGACAGGAAUCGGUUGCUUGUCGGCGCGAUGCAAUCUGUUCAUAACUCGUUUUCAUUUAUGUUUUUUUUUUUUCUUUUAACACGAUAACGUAGCGUUAUAUUAGUUUCUAUGGAAUUAUUGGAAAAGAAUCAGCCCUCGACAGUUCGAUGUUGUUAUCACGUUAUUUUGAUUAAGGAGCAAAUGAGAUAGGGUAUGCAUGACUCGAAGAAUAAUUAGCGUGCGAGUAUGAAUCCGAUAGAUGAAUGUAGAAGUACGUUAUUAUUAUUAAUAGCUUAGAGAGUCCUAAGAUCAUUGCCUCACUGUGCCAGUAUUAUAACAAUUAAUGCAAUUCUGCCGUAAUGACACACUGCCCGGUGUCGGUCCAGUUUUGCGUGAGAAACAACAGCUGUACAAAACUGAUUUCGUUUUAAGUAUUAUACACACGCACGCACGCGCGCGCGUAUAUAUAUAUACACACACACAACAUAUAUAUAUAUACACUCAUAUGUAAUUACACACGAUGUAUAGUUAGAAAUGAAUCGCUUCUUCAAAAGAAGCGUUUAAUAGAGUAGUGUCCAGCUGUUGGAAUUAAGUUUACCAUUAACUUUUCAAGUGUUACUUAACGAUAGGUAUAAGUUUCUUGCCUUUCUCUUUUUUUUAUUUAUUUAUUUUCCGCUAAUUUGUACAACGAUUGAAAGAAUGCGUUAUACGUAUACCAGUGCCAAUAAGGGGGAAAGAAUACCAAAUAGCAUAAUAUCGAUAUGCAUAAUACCAAUGAGAUAGGAGGCUAAAUACGAUCGAUGUUCGCUUAGUUACUUAAUAGAAAACCCCUCGAAGCAAUUUGAUUGCAUUCACACGCGUAUUACGAACAAGUAUCGAGAUUUUUCUUGGCGCUUUCUUAAAAAAAAAAAAUCUCUAAGUUUGAAUGCAAGUUGCCACGAAUCGCCUCUUGCCCGCUUACGCUUUUCAUCCGUAAUAUCUACUGAUACGGUGAAUAUUCGAGUUAAAUUACACGUACAGUAUUUAUCCAGUUUCCACCGGUAACGAACGAAGAACGAAACACAUUUUAUUGGUAAAUAUGGCACGACUGCGUUAAUUGCGAAGCAAUGCAAUUAUUUUACGUGUACAUAUUUCUCGGUGUACACGGGAUAGUGAUAAAAAUACUGGUGAACGCGUUGGUUGCCACGAAGAUUGUCACCCAUGGUACCACGAAUUUAACAUAGUCGAGCUAGCGAGCGAAAUGUGUAAAUCGAGAAACGAAAUGAUUUUUGUAAACGGUCGCGAUUACAAUGUGCCGUACCACCACGGUGUUUCCUUUCGUGUUGGUCAACGCGUUAAUCGAUAGUGUUGCCAGAAACACGUGAUACAUAUACAGGUAAAUAAAUCCGGAGACACGUGUUUAUGAAUUUUUGUCCACAUCACGUUAUUCGUAGUGGAGUCAUAAAUCAUAGUCAGUAUUUUACAUUCAUAGGAUAGCAUUUUUAUUAACGUAGACGAUUAAGAAAGUGAAUGCGUCGCAUCGGUUUUUCUAUUCGACUCUUCCGUAAUCUUCUCGUAUAUCUUUAUAAACCGUGCCCGCGUUGCAGGUAAAACAAACACCUUCACGUAUACACUUUAUAUACAUGUAACGUACAAACACUUAACACUUAUCGAUUAACGAUAGAGAACACCAUUUUUAGUGAUAAACAAUUUUUCGAGUGAGCUACAAAUAGCGACUGUUUAAUUACUUAUCAAUUACUAGAUCUAGUCUGCUACAUCACACGAUUUCCGACUUCUCAUCUUUGAAACCGUGUAUCGAGAGAAGAACGUUUUAGUUAUAGAACAUCGAGCAUAAUUACGAAUUUCUCGUAGUUCAGCUAGAGUUUAAGCUUGACUAGUGCCUCUAGUCGUAACUUUGUCCAAAUAAGUAAAUCGAUAGGCGAAAAGAACGAUAGAAUAAAACCUUUAUUUACCAAGCGUUGCUCGUGUUCAUUCUGCGAUCACGUCCCCACGCGAAUCUUCUCGUAUCCAUAAGUAAUUAGAAGAGUCAUACGGCUCGUCGAGUCAACACGAAAUUAAGCGUUUUAUCGCGUUCGCUGAAAUUCACGAUCGAUAUUGCGUCAUUUUGCAUGAACCAUGUAAAUAAAUGAAAAAUUUCCGUUUGUUUA